UUAAGUGAAUUGAAAACUCAAUUACGUGAGUACGUGUCGGGCAAUAACGAAAUCGACUUUCUCAAAUCAGUGUUGCCCACGAUAACCACUGAAGUGAUUCUCGAAACGUUCAGUGAUGCGAUCAUUAUUAUUGUGAGCACAGUUGGAAUCGUUCAUUUGCUAUUGACAAUUCUAGCUUUGUAUGGUAUUUAUGCGUGUCGCCCAAAUUAUGUGCGUCCAAUGGUCGCAGAUGCUGCCACAAGUCUCCUUUCAUUGCUAUCAUUUGUUCUUCACAGUUUGUAUUCAUGUUGGAAAGUCAAUCGACUUCCACCAACAGCUCCACGACCAUCAUCGGAUCGAUAUUUGAGGAACGUUUACAUUGGUGCAGCAUUUCUGCUCACUUAUUUCAUAUGGCUAGCAAUAACGAUUGCUGCUUAUUUGGACGUAACGAAAUUGCGUGCUGAUUUUAUGUAUUGGAUCGUGCAAGAGCGUGCAUCAAUGUAUGUGCACAACAACACGGCUGAAAAUCUAACUUCUAGCACUGAUCGCAAAUCUGAACGAUUUUCGAAAUCGCCUAAUGGAUCGAGAACAUCGAGAGCGUCGAAAACAUCAAGAGCCAGCCGCGUCUCUCAGUGCACUCCCGGAGACGUCGUCUGA
Messenger RNA from Anisakis simplex (herring worm), 636 nucleotides. Lineage: Eukaryota; Metazoa; Nematoda; Chromadorea; Rhabditida; Anisakidae. The record is from the annotation of a GenBank genome assembly.